Molecule: messenger RNA, 987 nt
Organism: Raphanus sativus (radish)
Lineage: Eukaryota; Viridiplantae; Streptophyta; Magnoliopsida; Brassicales; Brassicaceae
Exons: 1
Coding region: 1-987 (328 amino acids)
Source: RefSeq, a predicted model, not a curated record
AUGGCCAUUAAGACAGUCAUGAGCAAAGCCUAUGAUAGGAUGGAGUGGUAUUUUAUUGAGGCUGUCAUGAGAAAGAUGGGCUUCUCUGAGGUAUGGAUUGAAUGGAUUAUGAGAUGUGUUACCUCGGUUAAGUACCAAGUUUUGAUGAAUGGAGAACCUAGGGGACACAUAGUUCCAGAGAGAGGUCUACGUCAAGGAGAUCUUUUGUCUCCUUCCAUAUUUAUUCUAUGCACGGAAGCGCUCGUUAGCCUUCUUAGUCAAGCAGAGAAUCAAGGGAAGAUAACGGAGAUGAGAGCCGCUCGUGCUAGCCCCCCAGUAUCUCACCUUCUUUUUGCUGACAAUAGUCUUUUCUUCUGUAAGGCGGAGCCCCGUGAAUGUGAAGAAGUUAUGAAAGUAGUCAGGAAAUAUGGACAGACAUCUGGACAAUGCAUAAAUUUUGACAAAUCUUCUCUGCUCUUUGGCAAGAGGAUCCUAGUUAAUGAUCGCCAGCAGAUUAAAGAUAUACUGGGAAUACAAAAUGAAGGAGGAAUUGGUUCAUACUUAGGAAUACCAGAAGAUAUCAGUGGGUCUAAAUAUAAGUUAUUUGUAUUCCUAAAGGAGAAGCUGCUACAUAGAGUAAAUGGGUGGACAGGCAGAUGGUUAUCGAAGGGAGGAAAGGAAGUGCUAAUUAAUUCUAUCCUACUUGCUCUGCCGACGUAUGUGAUGUCUAGUUUCUUACUCCCCCUAGAAAUUUGUGAGAACCCCGCUAGUGCCAUUGCACAGUUUUGGUGGAGUUCAAAUCCACCGAAAAGAGGGAUAUAUUGGGCUACAUGGGAUAAAAUGUGUAAACCUAGAGAGGAAGGAGGCAUUGGAUUUCGCAUGAUCCAUGAGUUUAAUUUAGCUCUUUUAGCUAAACAGCUAUGGCGUCUUACUCAGUUCCCAGAUUCAUUAGUGGCAAGGGUAUUGUCCAUGGAUUCCAUCAGUGCCAGCAAGACCGGCUCGAGCUAG